UAGAUUUUGCUUGGCAGUCGACAGUCGGCCAUUUUAUGCAGAGACUGAUAAUGUAUCUGUUUUUGGCCUGCCAUUCAUAUUAAUAAUUAGUUAUUGUGUUUUGAAUGUGUUUUUUCUUAGUUUAAAUGAUUGAUUUGGAAUAGUAUUAUUAAUAAUUUAAUUUAAAAAAUAUUAUUCUAAUGGCGUGUUUAAAUACAUUAAAGUUAGAAAUCAAGACACUAGAAGCAAUAUUCCCAAAAGAUCAUGAAAGGUUUCAAAUCAUGUCAGCUAGUGUAGAUGAACUCAGUUGUAGAUUUAUAGGAAAAAGUGGUAAAAAAUAUGAAAUCCAUGCUAACAUUACAGAAACGUAUCCUUCGACACCUCCAGUAUGGUUCGCUGAAAGUGAAGAAACAAGUAUUACCAACGCAGUGCAGGUUUUAAGUAAUACAGAAGGGCGAGAUAAUCACGUUAUUCAACAAGUAGCGAUCUUGUUACGUGAAUUAUGUCGCUUGCAUUCAGUGCCUGAACCACCUGACAUAGACCGACUGACUCUGCCCACCUCAGGAACACAUUCUUCCAUUACAUCGUCACAUCCACACCAACAGCAAACGUAUACACACAGAUUAAGUUCCGAUGUAGAGCACAUGGAUACAGAUAGUGGGACUGGUGAUGUUGAUCCUGCUAGUGCUGACGAUGACGAAGAAGACGAAGAUGAAGACAGCGAUGGCGAUGGUGAGGAUGUUGAAGAAGACUUACAAUUAGAUAUGGAAGAAGUAGCUCCGCGUACCAAACAAGAUGAAAUGGGUGUUGAACAUUUAGCUACAUUGGAACGUUUACGACAAAAUCAACGAAGAGAUUAUUUAAAAGGUUCGGUAUCCGGCUCCGUUCAAGCAACAGAUCGACUGAUGAAAGAAUUACGUGAUAUAUAUCGUUCAGAUUCGUUUAAAAAUAACAUGUAUUCAAUUGAAUUAGUAAAUGAUUCGAUAUACGAAUGGAAUAUUAGAUUGAUGGCCGUCGAUCCAGACAGUCCACUCAGUCAUGAUCUAGCACUUUUAAAAGAGAAAGAAGGGAAAGAUUCAAUUCUGCUCAAUAUGUUGUUCAAAGAAACUUAUCCAUUUGAACCACCAUUUGUAAGAGUCGUCUAUCCUAUUAUCUCAGGUGGCUAUGUAUUAGUUGGUGGCGCUAUUUGCAUGGAACUAUUAACAAAACAAGGAUGGUCUAGUGCAUAUACAGUUGAAGCUGUUAUCAUGCAAAUAAGUGCUACGUUGGUUAAAGGUAAAGCCCGCAUUCAGUUUGGUACAGCAAAAGUAUGUUCUCAAGGUCAAUAUAGUCUUGCACGUGCACAGCAAUCCUUCAAAUCUCUUGUACAAAUACAUGAAAAGAAUGGUUGGUUCACACCUCCAAAAGAAGAUGGUUAAAUUUAAAACAAUUUUGUGUUUAAAAUAAAAAAACAAAGUUGAUAAUAAAAUAAAAUAAACGUAACAAAUCUAAAAAUAAAACAAUACAAAAUAGUUUGCACCAAUCAAAUGAAAAAAUAUGAAAUCAAUCAAAAAUAAUAUGAUUCCAAUGAAUUUAAUUAUUAUUGAUUUAAAAAAAUAUUAAAUCAAUUAUUGUUUUAUGCUUUAUGACAAGACAAGACACUCCAAAACGAUAUUAUAUUUGUUUUUAAUUUUCGAUAUGCGCAGCGUCCCCCCGUGUUUAAGUGAAUU
This is a messenger RNA of Chrysoperla carnea, 1688 nucleotides long. RefSeq names its product ubiquitin-conjugating enzyme E2 Q2. The transcript is spliced from 5 exons. The record is from RefSeq and is a predicted model, not a curated record. NCBI's taxonomy places the organism in Eukaryota, Metazoa, Arthropoda, Insecta, Neuroptera, Chrysopidae. Bases 180 to 1397 code for a protein of 405 amino acids.